Dreissena polymorpha is the source of this 1359-nucleotide messenger RNA. RefSeq names its product C-C chemokine receptor 1-like protein 1. Gene Ontology annotation, biological process: G protein-coupled receptor signaling pathway. Gene Ontology annotation, molecular function: G protein-coupled receptor activity. The coding region runs from base 1 to 1359 and encodes 452 amino acids. The record is from RefSeq and is a predicted model, not a curated record. Gene Ontology annotation, cellular component: plasma membrane. NCBI's taxonomy places the organism in Eukaryota, Metazoa, Mollusca, Bivalvia, Myida, Dreissenidae. The transcript is spliced from 3 exons.
AUGGUGUCCAUGGAAGAUCAUGCAAAAGUAUUCAACCUGCACUUUCAGCAGUUAUUUUUCAGCAAGGAAAAUGGCUCAUCAAAGGAAAUUGACCAUAAUGUUCGGCUUUGCUCAAAUGACGCAAAUGGUAACAAUGCAUCGAACCUCUCGGCAGGCUGCCCAAUGUUCCAUGACAACCUUCUUCAGUCCCUACUGAACGACAUACCGCUCUUUACGCCGUCGCCGGAACAUCGAUUCUUCACCUAUGUCACACCGGUAAUCGCCGCCUUCGGGGUGGUUGGAAACAUAGUAUCCCUGAUGGUGUUCUUGUCGAAAAACAUGCGCAAGCUUUCUGCAAGUAUGUAUCUUAUCGCUUUAGCAAUCUCAGACAUAAUGGCACUUGUGUUUUAUGUACUGCCUGAGUGGCUCAAGCACGGAGAGCCAUUGUUGUCUGGAUACAGGUGGCCACCAUUGCUGCAGCAAAAUGGCGUGUGCCAGUCUGUGUUGUAUAUUCAGUACAUCGCAAGAUUCUUGUCAUCUUGGUUCGUCGUAUUUUUCACUAUCGAACGUUUUAUCGGGGUAUGUUUUCCGUUACUUCGAAAUGACCUUUGUGACCCCCGGUCUGCACCCAGGGUCAUACUCGGCGCCGUCGUUAUUGCAUCAGCCGGUUGCGUGUUCAAACCCGUCGUGAGUGGUACUUACCCCACAAUUAGCGGCGCUUUGAUAUGCACGAGCGAUAAGGACCACCAGUACCUCUCCUUCAUUCUAGACAGCAUAUUUGGAGCGAUUAUUACAUUCAUUCCGUUCAUCCUGAUAACUAUUCUCAAUGUGCUCAUCAUACGUAAGCUCGUGUUACGAAACAAACGUAGUAGAAAAAUAAGCGUUGUGACCACGGAAUCCAUUAUUCGCCUGGAAUUUACGUUCAUUCUCUUGGUAAUGUCCAUUUGUUUUGUUGCGCUCAACCUUCCACACUUUGCUGUAUGGUGCAAACGUUACUGGAAAAUACGCCAGAUGUUCAACAUGCAUUUGAUGUCGCCGACCACACUACAAAACCACGACGACCAUAUUGGCGAUCUCGACAACACCCUUCACGUUACGAGGACCAUUUUUUACACGAACUAUUGCAUAAAUUUCUUUCUCUACUCGGUGACGGGGGCGUAUUUCCGAAAAGAACUGAAGCAUCUUUUCUGUAAGCGAGACACAAACCUCAGAGUGAGCAACGCGCACAGAUGGAAGAGACGUUCCAAUUUGUGUUUAAACAAACCAAAAAACAAGAAAAGGAGACUUUUUCCUCCCGAUGCUGAAUAUGAUACCAGCGUAUCUCCAGGCGACCGUCAACCGGCAUGUACCAGCUCCACGUAUGUCACAGACACCAACUGA